Moneuplotes crassus is the source of this 497-nucleotide messenger RNA. Lineage: Eukaryota; Ciliophora; Spirotrichea; Euplotida; Euplotidae. The record is from the annotation of a GenBank genome assembly.
AAUCGAUAGAAAUGGCCAAAAAUCCACCGAAGAAAGCAGCAAGCAAGACUAAGAAGAAAGAGGAAAGCAAAGCUAAGACCAAGACUGUAGCCAAACCAAAAGCGAAGAACACCAAAGCUGCUGGAAAGACUUUAAGAGAUACAAAAAAAGCAAAACCCACUAAGCAGUCCGCUUCCUCAAUAUCUUCUUCCCAAGGAAAGAGAGGAAGUAAGGCAAAUUCAAAGACGUCCAAAGCAGGCUCAAAAAGACCAAAAUCAAAAUCUGCCAAAACUAAGGAAUCCGCCAAACAGUCCAGAGACGACUCUGAAGAGUCAGAACUUGAGGAAGUAAAACUCCCUGGUCAAAAAUACACGACACCCCCUAUGGAGGAUGGUACAAGGAUCUUCUACGAGACUCUCUACGCCCAGAAGCCUACCUCCAAAAUGGCUCUCAAGUACUGCAUCGAGAACGGCCUGUUACCGUAUGAGGUUCAGAAAAAGUAUGCUAACAAGGUUUAA